Messenger RNA from Knipowitschia caucasica, 900 nucleotides. NCBI's taxonomy places the organism in Eukaryota, Metazoa, Chordata, Actinopteri, Gobiiformes, Gobiidae. The record is from the annotation of a GenBank genome assembly.
AUGAGGAUCGACUUUGUCUUUGAGUUUCCGCGUCCCACAAUGCCCAAUGUCAUCUACAUCGCCGGGUACCCGUGCAAACCUGCCAAACCGCUACCUCGCCACCUGGAAGACUUCAUGCAAAGCUCAAGCGAACAUGGGGUCGUUGUCAUGUCUUUGGGAACUCUGGUGGCUCAACUUCCUGAUUAUGUCGUGGAAGAGAUUGCUGCUGCGUUUGCAAAGCUGCCGCAGAAAGUUGUCUGGAGGUAUAAAGGAAAGAGGCCAGAGAAUCUUGGUAACAACACUCUUCUUCUGGAGUGGCUUCCUCAAAGUGACCUUCUCGGGCACCCAAACACAAAAGCAUUUGUUGCACACGGAGGAACCAAUGGCAUUCAGGAAGCAAUUUAUCAUGGAGUUCCUCUCGUUGGUCUACCUCUGAUGUAUGACCAACGCGAAAACUUUGCCCGAAUGACAGUCAGAGGUGCGGCAAAAGUUCUGGACAUUGCGACUUUGAAUAGAGACAUCUUUCUGCAGGCUCUUGAAGAGGUUUUAUAUGACGCUUCCUACAGAGAGAACAUGCAAGCCCUGUCCCAUGUGCACCGGGACACUCCGCUCAAGCCUCUGGACACAGCUGUAUUCUGGGUGGAGUUUGUGAUGAGGCACAAGGGGGCCAAACAUCUCCGGACCGAGUCUUACCAACUCUCGCUCGUCCAGUACUACAGUGUUGAUGUUCUCCUAGACAUGUUUCUCCAACUGCCGGCUCUGCUCACCCUCCUGUGUUCUUCUCCGUCUUUUGGUGGAAAGGUAUUGGUUUUCCCUAUGGAUGGAAGCCACUGGCUCCAGAUGAAAGUCCUGGUGGAGGAGCUUCACUCAAAGGGCCAUGAAGCUCUGUCAACUUUUCCUUACUGUGGCAGAAUGCAGUGA